GCAUCUCGGCUGCUCUCGGAGAGAGAACUGCGCUGCUGCUGCUGCAAGCGAGCGAGCGAAGAGCCCUCCCGGCCGCCAUAUUGGUGCCCGCGCCGCAGCUAUUGCGUGUUUGUCCCUGCAGCGCCAGCGGAGCCUGCCCUGGGGCGGCCCAGCGGAGCAAGGGAGGAGCCCCCUUCCCUUACCCGACUGCCCGCCCGCCACCCCGCCGCCGCCAUGGCGACAAGGCCCGAAGGCCUCUGAAGGAAACCGGCCGCCGCCGCCGCCACAGCAGGGAGCAGAGCCGCCGUCCCCCCUCCCGCUCAGCUCGUCGCCAGCCUCUUCCCUCCGCCACAACAUGGAGGCCGUGAAAGCCUUCAACAGCGAGCUCUACUCGCUGAAUGACUACAAACCUCCUAUUUCAAAGGCUAAAAUGACACAGAUUACUAAGGCAGCAAUCAAGGCUAUAAAGUUCUACAAGCAUGUUGUACAAAGUGUUGAAAAAUUCAUACAAAAGUGUAAACCAGAAUACAAGGUGCCUGGCUUAUAUGUCAUUGACUCUAUUGUUCGACAGUCUCGACAUCAGUUUGGACAAGAAAAGGAUGUGUUUGCUCCUAGGUUUAGCAAUAACAUAAUUAGCACUUUCCAGAAUUUAUACCGUUGCCCUGGGGAUGACAAGAGUAAAAUUGUGAGAGUGCUAAAUUUGUGGCAGAAGAAUAAUGUGUUCAAAAGUGAAAUUAUCCAGCCUCUAUUGGAUAUGGCAGCGGGAAUUCCUCCUCCAGUCGUGACCCCUGUCUUGCCUGGGACAACUGCUACUAUGAGUAACAAUACACCAGGAACGCCUGUGACACCUGCUACACCAGCCAAUGUGGUCCAAAGUUUACCUGAUCCUUGGGUGUCUCAGAUAACUAAUACAGAUACUCUUACUGCUGUAGCACAGAUCUUGCAAAGUCCACAAGGCCAACAGCUUCAACAACUAAUACAGACACUGCAAAUGCAACAGCAGAAACCACAGCCAUCAUUACUUCAAGCACUGGAUGCAGGUCUCGUCGUUCAGUUACAAGCCCUCACUGCGCAACUUACAGCUGCUGCCGCUGCUGCCAAUACACUUAACCCACUAGAACAGAGUGUCUCUUUUAACAAGAAGCUGAUGGAUAGGUUUAGCGAUUUUGGUGAAGAAGCUGACAUUAAUGAAGAACCUAAAAAAGAAACUCAAACUUCCCAAAUGCCUCUUGUAUCUGAAUCUGUGAACAACUCACUUUUUCACCAACUAGCUGAACAGUUACAGCAACAAAACCUAGAACAUCUCCGCCAGCAGCUUCUGGAGCAGCAACCUCCAAAGGCAAGUCCUGAGGAAACACAAGAAGGGAAUUUUGGUUCUGAGCAUUCAGCAUCACCUUCACAAGACAGCAGCCACCAACAGUUUUUAGAAGUAGAAACAAAUAUUGACAAUUCAAUGGAUGUUCAACAACAGGACAUGGACAUAGAUGAAGGUCAAGAAGUUGUAGAACAAGAGGUAUUUGAGCAAGAGGAAAAGAAACCUGUAGUUCCUUCAAGAUCAAGAACACGUUCAAGAUCCCGCUCAAGGUCUCCAAGAAAAAGAAGGUCCAGAUCACGAUCUGGCUCUAGAAAGCGUAAGCAUAGAAAGCGCUCGCGCUCUAGAUCAAGGGAAAGGAAGAGGAAGUCCUCCAGGUCCUACUCAAGUGAAAGAAGAGCUAGAGAGAGGGAAAAAGAACGACAGAAAAAAGGGUUGCCUCCUAUACGGUCAAAAACACUAAGUGUCUGCAGUACUACACUUUGGGUUGGUCAGGUGGACAAGAAAGCCACCCAGCAAGAUUUAACCAAUUUAUUUGAAGAAUUUGGACAAAUAGAAUCUAUAAAUAUGAUCCCUCCCAGGGGCUGUGCGUAUGUCUGUAUGGUUCAUAGACAAGAUGCGUAUCGUGCUCUUCAGAAACUAAGCUCUGGAUCCUACAAGAUUGGAUCUAAAAUUAUUAAGAUUGCAUGGGCUUUAAACAAAGGUGUGAAAACUGAAUACAAACAAUUUUGGGAUGCAGAUGUUGGAGUUUCAUAUAUACCUUGGGAAAAAGUUAAAUUGGAUGAUUUAGAUGGCUUUGCAGAAGGAGGCAUGAUUGACCAGGAAACAGUAAAUAGUGAAUGGGAAACUGCAAGAAGCUCAGAGACCACGAAAGAGCCUGUGCAAACAACCCAGACUACAACAGUUGACAAGACCACAGCCGUAACAACCCAAACAGAAACUUACACGCAGUCUGUCACUAUGCUACAGAUUCCUGUAGCUCCAUCUGUGCCAGCAGUUAGUUUAGUACCACCAACAUUUCCUGUUACAAUGUCUGUCCCUCCUCCUGGCUAUAGUCCAAUUCCUCCACCUCCCUUCAUGAGAGCAAGCUUCAAUCCUUCACACCCACCUCCUGGUUAUUUGCCUCCCCCAGUUCCACCACCUGUUCCACCGCCGGUAGUUCCAACCCCUCUUGUACAGUCUUCGCUACCAAUUGCUCAAGAGUCAAUGAAAGAUUAUAGCAACCUUGCUCUACCAGUUGGCACUGUUUCUAGUAGUCUUACUACCCCAACUUUAUCUUCUGGAAGUGUUUUUACUCCUCUGUCAAGUAACAAGUCAGAUUUAGAUGAAAAGGGAUCCCAUCUUGCAGAUCUUCAGAUUUCAUCAAGUGAAAACAGAGCUGUUCCAGAUGAUGUUUCAAGCAGUUCUGGACUUACUGGGGGAAUGCAGCCACCAAGUGUCUCAACCAGUUCGGGGCUUGUAGGGGGAAUACAGCCACCUAGUGUCUCAAGUAGCUCUGGGCUUGUGCAGCCAGCCAGUGUGUCAAGCAGCUCUGGACAUUUGACAAGAGUUCAGCCACCUAAUGCUUCAAGCAACUCUGGGCUUUUGACGGGUGUCCAGCCUCCAAGUGUCUCAAGCAGCUCUGGACUUCUGGCAGGACUCCAGCCCAUGACUGUCUCAAGCAGCUCCAGCCUUCUAAUGGGACUCCAGCCACCCAUAGUGUCAAGUAACUCUGGGCUUUUGUCAGGAGUCCAGCCACCUAUUGUGUCAAGUAGUUCUGGGCUUUUGGCAGCACUCCAACCACCUAUUGUAUCAAGCAACUCUGGGAUUCUAGGAUUGCCACCACCGAUUGUCUCAAGUAGUUCUGGACUAUUAGGAUUACCACCACCAAAUAUUUCAAGUGGCUCUGGACUUUUAGGGUUACAGCCACAUGCUGGAAUUCAAAAUGUACCCCAUUUAACUAUUGCUAGUCAAAGGUUGCCUGGAAUGCCUCUAGUAGAUAUCCGCUCAGGACUAAUGCCACAGCCCCCUGGGCCACGAUUUCCUCUCCUGCAGCCUGGAAUACCACUACAGCAUAGCAUUCCUCCUCCAGCAAUCCUUGACCCAUCCCUUCCUCCGCCUAGAGCUUUCCUUUCAGGAGAUUUGUUUACUCAAACAGAGAGACCAUUUGGAACUACCGGUAGACAAAGUGUUGAUAACAUGUCUAAUCCAGAUAAAAGGUUGGCACUUGGAGAUGACAGCAUUCAGCAAGAAGGAGAUAGAGACUAUCGCUUUCCUCCAGUGGAAAAUAGGGAGAACAUUAAUCGGACCUCUUCAGUGGAUAUGAGGGAUUCAGUUGGAAGGCCACCACUAGAUCCAAGAGAAAGUCUAGGAAGACCUCCAGUAGAUGGAAGAGAACAUCUUGCCAGGCCACACAUAGAUUUAAGAGAAAACUUUGGAAGACCAGGCAUGGAAGGACUUGGUAGGAGAGACCAUUUUGCUUUCAAUUCAGAUAAGCACUGGGGACAAAGAGGAGAUUUUGAUGAAAGAGAGCAUCAUUCAUUUCCUACAUUUGGUGGUCUUAAAGGCUUCCAGGAAGACCGAGAAAGGUAUCGUCAAACAAACUACAGAUUUGAAAAUCGAAGUGGCCCAGCUUGGAACCGGGGACUUGAGCAAGACACUCACAGAGACUUUGAUGAUCGCCGAAGACCUUGGGAAAGGCAGAGGGACAGGGAUGACAGAGAUUUUAAUUUUGGCAGAGAAAUUAAUGGAAACAGAUUUGGGAGAGAGAGAAUACAGAACAACUGGAUACCCCCUCCACAUCCAAGAGCAUUUGAAUUUUUUGAAGGUGGCACAUCUCAACAAAAGACUGACAGUGUGCCCCAAGUUAAUGGUGAAAAUGCAGAGACAGAGAGUCAGCCACCUGCAGCGCAAGUACAGGGUGAACCAGAACUUUAUGAAAAGCUGGCAACUUCAAGUGACACAAAAAAAGAGAAGAGUGACACAGAAGCUGAAUUAGAAAGUGAACCAGUGGUAGAAAGCACAGAAACUGAGGGGACAUAAUCAUCACUCAGUAGAAUGGAAACCUGUACACUAUUGUCUGUUGAUAUACAUUAAAAAUGCUCCAGACUGUUGAUGGUCUGGCUGUUAAAAUGGAUUCAGAUUCAUUGGACUUUCACAUUUUAAGGUAAUUUUCAAAUUGUAGUGAAGGAAUUGGGUCACUUUUAUUGACACACCAGUGUGAUCCUGCAUGUAAUCCUGAAGGGUUUUUGUGUGCUAAUCUGGAAUAAUGUAAUAGGUUGAAUGUCUUUGCCUUUCCCUAUUUUGGGAGAAAGAUUGUUAAAUAUUCUUGCUGGAACUGGUGUUAUCCAGAUUCCAUCGGUCUGGAUGUUUGUCAAGUGCUAGAUUCUGGAUAGAAAGUUUGGCCUAAGUGAUGAGCUGUGUUAGGCAAUUCUGCAGGUCUUUAAGACUUUAGCAGUUAAAAUAAUGAAUGUAGCAACACUGGUAUUAGUAUUUAACUGAUUAGAAUCUAUACAUCAAUACAAUUGCAUACAGAAUGGUAUAUUUGUGAGUACUGUCGCUUAUUAUUGGAAUAGGCUAAGUAAGAAAGACAAGACUCCUGCCUUUUAUUAUUCAACAAUAUGUAUGUUUUCAACCAAAGGUUUUAGUUAUGGUUAAAUUAGUCUGAGUUGUGGCAUUCUGUUGAGACAAAAUUCAAAAAUUGGGAUCCAAGUCUGGUCUCUGAGUCUUCUAGUUGAAAGGAUCUGUUUUGUUCUUUGUGAUGCUAGCUAGAGUCAAUAGCUUUAGUAAGUGGAAUUAUGUAGUGACUAAUCUGUCAAUUAGAUCAUCAGCUUUAAUGGCAAACUAAAGUUUCCCACCCAGAUUGUUUAGUAACGUUGAGGAAGUGUUGCUGGACAGAUCUUUCUUCCCUGUUAUUUUGUACCCACACAUAGCAGAUAUUUUGCAUUUUAGGUUGAAAUUGCUAAGGGCUUUCUUAGUAAUAUGACACAAUCAAGUGAAGCAACUGGCAGUAUUCUUUCACUGAUGGCAUAAUGGCUUUUAGCAUGUUAAUUUUGACUGUGAUGUGGUGUUAUAAUAGGAAAUAUAUUCCAGAUUCCCAAAUAGGUAGAGAAAAUAUUUUGCAAGUUUAAUUGAUCAAUAAAAUUAUUCUCCUACAACUCAAUACUUUGACAUCACUGCAUGAGGAUUAAUUAUAAUAUGUUGUUUCAUUCUGUUUAAAAUAAGCUAACUCAUAUUGACCACGAAUACACAUGGAAUAUUACAGCUGACAGUCCAUCCAGUAUUUUGCAGUUUCUUAGGAAAAUGCAUUGACAAUCCCCGGAAAGUAAAUUCUGUUGGUUAAAAUUGAUCUUCACUCAGUGACUACAUUUGAACAUACAUAAAUUAUCUCGACAUCUGAUAGGCAUGGUUCUGAUUCUGUUGCAGUUCAUAAACCUGUAAGUCAUCAGUAACACUUUGCAUAGUUCCUAUAAUUAACGUAAAAUCAUGUCCUCAUAAUCAGAACUACUUUAAACAAAGCGUAUAUUUGGAUUAUUCAUCUAAAACCUCUUGUUUCAAAUCACAAGUGAUUAAGCCAGUAGACUUAUUUUUUUAAAUAUGUAAGCUGUUUUAAGACAUCAGUCAGAUUAUUUAAUAAUAAAACUUGACUUUCUUUGUUUCCUGGUUAUUACUCUUAUAGCAUUGUUUGUUCAGAACUAACUCCAUUGAGUUCAGUGGGGAUUGCAGUCUUGGCAUUCAAUGAAAUUUAACCUCGGGGGCUUGUGCUUGUUCACUUUUAAAAUAAGCUAUCUUGGUCUUAUUUAUGGAGUACAGCUGAUAAGUUUUUGCACUCCCUACAAAUGUGAUUUUCAGAAAUGGCAUUUUGAAAAUGAUAAGCAGAUAUAAUUGUUCUUGAACAGUUUCUCAGGCAAGGAAGAACUGAGCUAGUUUACCUCUGAAACCCACAAUUUCUGAAAUUUUUACUUUUGAAAGCUCUUUUGCUUUUUACCUCACUUUUCUCCACUUGGUCCUCAUGUUUGUUGUAAAUCAUACCCAACCAUGGAACGACCUGAAAAGUGAAAAUGAUGUAACAGCAAUUUUCUCAUGCUAAGCACCGAAUAACCUUUGUGUAUUUGUACUUUUGAAACACUGCAUAUUUUUGUAACAGAUCAGUUCUUCAGUUUAUCAUGAAGCUUGGGAUUGGACCUUUAGAAGCAUGGAUAGAUGGAAAAUUUACAAUCCCAAGCUAGAUUUCAAAGCUUGUGUAAGCAUGCAACAUUUCUUGUGUUUCCCUUUCCUGUCCACUUCAGUGCAGACAGACAUUAAAACUACUGUAGAGUUAAAUACAUGGCAUGCAAACAGCCCCAGAGACUUAGGGAAGAAUGGUGCGUAGUACAUGCUGGAUCACCUGAUUCAGGACUUCAAAGUAUAUAUGGGAUAAAGUAUCCUAUUUGUUGGAGUAGUCACAGGUGUUUUUCUGCCAGACGUCAAGCGACUCUAAAAUAGAAUUAGUUGUAAGUGUUGCUGCUGUCCCACAAAGUUACACAUGGUGACAAGAUGGAGCAAAUGGUGAAUGGAAAUUACUCUUAUUUGAAUUCUGCCAAAAAAAUACUUUCAUUAACAUGAACCCAGCGUAGGGCAUUUUUGGUCCACAGGCAUAAUUAGGUCCACCAGGCCACUGUAGCCAAGCAACACCCACCAGUGCCAUUAUAUGAUGCCAGUUGUAGGACAGGUAAGGAUGUAGCUGUCAGGCUUCUGACAUGCUAUGCAAGAGGCUUGUGAAACUGUGUUGCACUUAUGCACAGCUGAUUGCUGCACUUACGGAGCACUAUGCAUAGCAAAGCCCCUCAUAGUGCUUUUCAUGGGCUACACCUUUACCCACAUGGUUUGAAAGUAAGUUGUGAGCAAAAACAGGUCACCUGAUGUCAAAGCAUCAGAUGAUUAACAGCUAGGGCGCCUCAUCCACCUGUCAGACUUGGCCUGUGGGUGGUGGGCUGAGGGAGAUAACAAUCUGGCCUACUAGUCAGAUCCAAUUCCUCACCCAUGAUGUAAAGUAAUAAAAGUGCAUAUAAAUGUGUACUAAAUAAAGCAUACAUUUAUUUCCAUCAAUUUAAAGGUCUUGGCUGAGAUAAAUGCAUGAAUUUUUGCAGUCAAACAUGCAGCUGUUUAAUUUUCAUAACAAUGCUCAUGUUCAAUGCAGCAGCAAAUGCAUUAAAACAUUGAAAAUCACAACUCCAGUUAAAAA
This is a messenger RNA of Podarcis muralis (Common wall lizard), 7493 nucleotides long. RefSeq names its product SR-related CTD associated factor 8 (gene SCAF8). Gene Ontology annotation, cellular component: nucleus. The record is from RefSeq and is a predicted model, not a curated record. Lineage: Eukaryota; Metazoa; Chordata; Lepidosauria; Squamata; Lacertidae. Gene Ontology annotation, molecular function: RNA binding.